Messenger RNA from Ilex paraguariensis (yerba mate), 1932 nucleotides. NCBI's taxonomy places the organism in Eukaryota, Viridiplantae, Streptophyta, Magnoliopsida, Aquifoliales, Aquifoliaceae. The record is from the annotation of a GenBank genome assembly.
UAGAAUUGGAAUGAAGAAGUGCGCGAGUUAAAUAUAUAAUAAAUACAACCACGCUUUCCCGAUGGGGAUGUGCGAAUAAGAGUUUGAGCACUGGAAUGGUAAACUAAAAGGAAGCGUGUAUCCUUUGCGGCAUUGGUUGUUAAGGUGUAUGCAUGCAAAGUUGAGAUAAUGGAUGAAAUGACAUCAGCUGUCAUUAAUUUAAUGAAAACUACAUCUGAUUGGGUGACUAUUGCAUUUGAAGCUCCUUUCGCUCGGGCUGUUGUUUUUGGAGUGCAUAUUGGAGGACAUCUAUUUGUUGAGGGUCUUCUCGUAGUGGUUAUCCUCUUCCUACUUUCACAAAAAAGUUACAAGCCACCUAAAAGACCACUAACGAAGAAGGAAAUAGAUGAGCUCUGUGAUGAAUGGGUUCCAGAAUCCCUUAUUCCUCCUAUUACAGAAGAGAUGAAGUAUGAACCUCCCGUAUUGGAAAGUGCUGCAGGGCCGCAUACAGUAAUCAAUGGCAAAGAAGUUGUCAACUUUGCUUCAGCAAAUUACCUUGGGUUAGUUGGGCAUGAGAAGCUACUUGAGUCAUGCACAUCAGCAUUGGAGAAAUACGGUGUCGGUUCUUGUGGUCCUCGUGGGUUUUAUGGAACAAUUGAUGUUCACCUUGACUGUGAGGCCAAAAUAGCGAAGUUUUUGGGAACUCCAGAUUCCAUACUCUAUUCUUAUGGACUCUCCACUAUGUUCAGUGCAAUUCCAGCUUUCUGCAAGAAAGGAGAUAUUAUUGUUGUGGAUGAGGGUGUACAUUGGGGAAUACAAAAUGGACUUUACCUCUCUAGAAGUACAAUUGUCUACUUCAAGCACAAUAACAUGGAAUCUUUGAGGAAUACUUUGGAGAAAUUUACAGAAGAAAAUAAACGAGCUAAGAAGCUAAGGCGCUACAUUGUGGUUGAAGCUGUGUAUCAGAAUUCCGGGCAAAUUGCUCCAUUGGAUGAGAUCAUCAAACUGAAGGAGAAACAUCGCUUCCGAGUUCUAUUGGAUGAGAGCAACUCAUUUGGUGUGCUUGGCAAUUCCGGAAGAGGUCUAACCGAGCACCAUAGGGUUCCGAUUGAGAAGAUAGAUAUCGUAACUGCUGCCAUGGGACAUGCUUUGGCCACAGAAGGUGGAUUCUGCACUGGAAGUGCCCGAGUCAUUGACCACCAACGUCUCAGCAGCUCUGGCUAUGUCUUCUCUGCCUCCUUGCCCCCAUACCUAGCAAGUGCUGCAAUUACUGCUAUUGAUGUCUUGGAGCAAAAUCCUGAUUUGAUUACAAAGCUAAGGAAGAAUAUCACCAUACUAUGUAGAGGAUUGUCAGAUAUACGAGGCCUUGAGAUUGUGAGUGAUCCACAAUCCCCUAUUGUUUUUCUCAGAUUAAAGAAAUCCACAGGUUCCUCGAAUGAUUUAUCAUUGCUUGAAGAUAUUGCUCACCGUGUGUUGAAGGAAGACUCUAUUUUUGUGGUGACUUCCAAGAGAUCCAUGCUUGAUAAAUGUAGUCUGUCUAUCGGAAUUAAGUUGUUUGUCUCGGCCGCUCAUACAGAAUUAGAUUUGACGAAAGCUUGUGAAUCACUGAAAAGAGUUGCAUCAUUGGUCUUGAUAGCUCGUGAGUAAAUGUCACAGUUUAGAUCUCACUUUUUGGGGGCAUUCAUAAUCGAACCGUUUCUGUGAUGCAAGCCAACCACAGUAAGAUAGGAUAAUAUUGUUUCACGCUUUCUAUUAAGCUUGGGUUAGUGAAUUUUAGUUUUGAAUUACAUUGCUUGUGAUUUCUAUCAUAUGCAACUUGCAAUAGAGUGAUUACAAUGUAAUAUUUUCUCGAGAUAACUAGGUUUUAAAGGUUGAUUAUCCAUCAAUGCUCUUCUUUUUCUCUUGUACUUUUUACUUUUUUGACUAAUAGAAAGUAAAAUUAUUGAGUGUUCU